GUCCAACUCCCGGUACCUACCUCUGAUUUGGCGAUUGAAAAACUGACCGAGGCUGUUAACAAAAUGCUCCUGCAGUUACAGGAGAGAAGACCAUCUACUUUGGAUAAUACCAGCCGGUCUGUGUGUUAUAGUGGUACAAGUAAUUACCACACCUAUAUUAGUAUCCCUGCGGAAGACGUUCUCUUGUUUGCUGUGGCUAAGCAGGACCCUCAACGACUUAGCGAAGAAUUAGAAGAGGCAGAGUUAGAGGAGGAAACUUUGGAACAAUUAAUGGAGGAAGAAGCAAAUAAGGAGGAAAAAAUGGAUAACGCCCCUAAAAUAGUAGAACUUACCCUUCCUGUAGAAUUCAAAAAAAUCACUCAUGUUCCUCUUGGUAAUAACCACCCUAAAGCUGAAGAAAAAAAGUUCGAAGAAGAGUUGGAGGAUAGUGACAAGGAAUAUGAAGAAGAGGA
This is a messenger RNA of Racocetra fulgida, 452 nucleotides long. The record is from the annotation of a GenBank genome assembly. NCBI's taxonomy places the organism in Eukaryota, Fungi, Glomeromycota, Glomeromycetes, Diversisporales, Gigasporaceae.